This is a messenger RNA of Limanda limanda (common dab), 3042 nucleotides long. RefSeq names its product toll-like receptor 18 (gene tlr18). The coding region runs from base 1 to 2961 and encodes 986 amino acids. Gene Ontology annotation, cellular component: membrane. The transcript is spliced from 7 exons. Gene Ontology annotation, biological process: regulation of heart contraction; inflammatory response; immune response. NCBI's taxonomy places the organism in Eukaryota, Metazoa, Chordata, Actinopteri, Pleuronectiformes, Pleuronectidae. The record is from RefSeq and is a predicted model, not a curated record. Gene Ontology annotation, molecular function: calcium ion binding; transmembrane signaling receptor activity; protein binding.
AUGAUGUGGAGGUUGAUACAGUUCAGUUCUCUCCUCCUCGGAGCCCUGGCGUCCCCGACUCCGGCCUCGACCUCCGAGGACGGACCCUGUCGCAUCCACAACUCGGGCCGCUCUGCAGACUGCGUGGGGGGGCAGCUCGCCGCCGUGCCCUGGGGGGGGCUUCCCUCCACCCUCGAAGAAGUUGAUCUCUCCUACAAUAAUCUUCAAGCUGUCCACGCUGACGACUUCCUCCGGCUGCCUCUGCUGCGCAACCUGCAGCUGCAGUUCAAUAACAUCUCACACAUCGACACGGACGCCUUUAAAAACAACCCGCUGCUGGAGAGUCUGAACCUCUUCAAUAACUCGCUGGAGGAAAUCCCUGCCGGCGCUCUGACGCCUCUCUCCGACCUGAAACAGCUGCACAUGUCCAAUAACCUGUAUAAACACGCCACUCUGGCUGAGAGCUUCUCCAAACUGGUCAAACUCCAGGUUCUGUCGAUGGGGGGCCCCCUGGUGAUGGGACUGAAGAAAGCAGAUUUCAUGCCACUGAAGAACAUCAGGCUACAAGGUUUUGCGAUCAAAUGUUCCUCCAACCUGAGCUACUACGAGCCUGGGAGUCUGGAAGUCAUUCAGACGAGGGAGAUGGGUUUCGAUAUGGCCGUAGAUCAGCAGCCGGGCGCUCUCGUUCACAUGCUGCACGACAUCGCCAACAACAACUUCAGCGUCGUCCAGUUCCGCAACCUCUUCGAGUUCAUGUACUACACGGGGGAGGAGGACAUCUUCCAGGGUUUGAAAAACAUUAGCGCGCUUCAGCUAAUCUUCCACAGGGGGAAAUUCAACGAGCAUCUCCUGAGGAUGGCUCUGAUGAACUUACAAAUCAGCCUGAUCAAAAGAUUGAGGGUUCAGUACAUCGACUUCGCCCGUUCACCCACAUUCAGUGACACCGGAGCAAGUUCCAGGAUCACAAACCUGACGAUUGACAAGUUGGAUCUUUGGUAUAUCAGUAAUCCUGAUUUGCUGCGGUUUGACUGGCGCUUCACCUGGUUCAACAAGAUUAAGGAACUUUCUAUUCGCUACGUUAACUUCAACUUUGUGCCCUGCGACUCCUGGGUGGAGAUGGAAGGGGUGGAGAUACUGGACAUCUCCCAUUGUCGACUGCAGAGCGGCUACAUCUUCAACCAGCGCUGUGAAAACAAGGGCACCAUGCCAAACCUCCACAGCUUCAACGCGAGCAGCAACGAGCUGACGAGCUUGAGGGACCUGUCGGUGCUCACCAGGGACUUCCAGCAGCUGCAGGUGUUGGACGUCAGCAACAACAACCUGGGAUCUGCUGAAGACAGUCGUGACUGCGUUUGGCCAAACAUCACUCGUCUCAUCGCCCACCACAACCAGUUCGUCACUGAGGCCCUCCUCUGUCUGCCCACCACGGUGCUCUACCUGGACCUGUCCCACUGCGACCUGGACCAGCUGGACACGACCUUCUUUGAGAGAGCAACCGACCUGAGAGAGCUGCUGCUGAGUGGGAACAAAAUCAAGUUCAUCCCAUCGAAGUGGAGAAGUCCGAACCUGCAGUUUCUGGCCUUGGACGGGAAUUCGUUCGGCCUCAUCAGCAAGGCGUCUUUCCAGGGCAUGCCACAGCUGUCUCGCUUGAGGGCGGGAAACAACCCGUACCACUGCACCUGUGAGCUUCACGCUUUCGUCCAGGAGACGAUGUCACACGGAAAUGUCAACCUCACCGACUGGCCGUGGGACUACAGGUGCUACCACCCGGAGGCCUUCCUCAACACAGUCGUAUCCCAGUACUUGCCAAGUCGACUGGCCUGUGACAUCAAACUCGUCAUCCUCAUCUCUGUGGCCACCACUGCAGCGGUGAUCUUGAUAUUGAUGCUGAUCUGUUACAUCUUCGACCUGCCCUGGUACACGAAAGCCACGUAUCAGAUCAUCCGAGCCAAAUACAGAGCGCACAAGGAAAAAGCAGCCGGGGAAAUGGGCACUUUUACCUAUCACGCCUUAAUUUCCUACAGCCACGCUGAUGCAGACUGGGUGAGGAACCAGCUGUUGCCCUGUUUGGAGAACAGUAGAAACCCGUAUCGUCUGUGCAUCCAUGAGAGGGACUUCAUGCCGGGGAGGUGGAUCAUCGACAACAUCAUUGAGAACAUUGAAAACAGUCGAAAGUCGAUAUUCAUCCUCUCCCGACACUUUGUGAACAGCGACUGGUGCAACUACGAGCUGUACUUCGCCCAGCAGAGGGCCAUGGGAAAGACCUUCAGUGAUGUCAUCCUGGUGGUUAAGGAGCCCAUCGAUCCCAGCUCGCUGCCCAGUAAGUACUGCAGGCUGAAGAAGAUGCUGAGCACCAAGACGUACCUGGAGUGGCCCCAGCAGGUCAGCCAGCAGCCCUUCUUCUGGGAGCAGCUGAGGAGCGUCCUGGGAAAGCCGACGCCCACCGUAGACGUGGGCCAGAGCGUCGAGAGCAGAACCUCAUCUGUGUCUGUGAUCGGAUGCCCUCAAUCGGACGGCAGGGCAAAGGUAGUGAAGUGCUUAAUCGCUGCACAUGGCGUUCGAGUGAAGAACCGAGUGACGAGCAGCAGCGAGUCUCGGAGGCAGCUCGCAGGAGAUGUGAGCUGCAGCCACUUGCACCUGCAGCCGUCAGCGUCCAGGACUGAAACCAUGAGUUGCCACCUGCAGGAGGCGAUGACGAGCCUGAUCGGAGUGUUCCACUCGUACUCGGGACGAGAAGGCGACAAGUACAAGCUGAAUAAAAGAGAACUGAAGUGCCUGUUGAAGGCGGAACUCUCAGAUCUCUUGUCCGCCAGCAAGGACCCGAUGGUGGUGGAGAAGAUCAUGAGCGAGCUGGAUGAAAACCAGGACGGGGAAGUGGACUUCCAGGAGUUUGUGGUUCUGGUCGCUGCUCUGACCGUCGCCUGCAACGACUUCUUCAUCGACAGCGAGAGGAGCAGCCUGGAAGGCUCCAAGAAGAAGUGAUCUCAUUUCAAAUGAAAUCAAUAAACCUGCCUUCAUAUAAAUCAAAAGCUGAAACAAUGUCAUCACAGAACCUUGCUGAGA